Molecule: messenger RNA, 2295 nt
Organism: Oenanthe melanoleuca
Lineage: Eukaryota; Metazoa; Chordata; Aves; Passeriformes; Muscicapidae
Gene: COMMD10
Product: COMM domain containing 10
Exons: 6
Coding region: 71-622 (183 amino acids)
Source: RefSeq, a predicted model, not a curated record
CUCGCUGCGAGCGGCGCGGCAGCGCUUGGCCCCGCCAGGCCGCCGUCGGGGGCGGGCCCAGGCCGCAGCCAUGGCGGCGCCCGUCGUGCCGGAGAGCGACAGCAUCCGCAGGGCCGUGUCGCUGCUGAACGCCGUGGACCCGGGCCGGUUUCCGCGGCUCGUCUCCCGCCUUCUCCAGAAGCUGCACCUGAAGGCUGAAAGUACCUUCAGUGAAGAGGAGGAAGAAAAACUUCAAAUAGCUUUUUCAUUGGAAAAACAGGAUCUUCAUCUGGUUCUUGAAACAAUAUCAUUCAUUUUGGAACAGGCAGUCUAUCACAAUUUGAAGCCUGCUUCAUUGCAACAGCAGCUACAGAGCAUUCACCUGGAUCAAGACAAAGCCGAAGCAUUUGCUAGUGCAUGGGCAGCUGCAGGUCAAGAUACGAUUGAAAAGUUCAGGCAGAGGGUUUUGACCCCUCAGAAGCUGGAAACAAUUGGAUGGCAACUUAAUCUUCAAAUGGCAGAGUCCAUGCAAGCAAAGCUGAAGUCUCCUCAAGCUGUGCUAGAGCUGGGAGUGAGCAAUGAGGAUUCAAAGGGAAGACACAAAAUGCUGUUACAGAGAAGCUUUUAUGGUCUGGCUCAUUAGGGGGCAGUAGUGCUCUUUGUCGCCCUGGUUCUUCGCUUAUCUUUGAGAUAAUACUCAGAAUCAAUUCUGAAGUCAGUCAUUGUGGGAAGUGUUUAAGUGUUUUCAUUUCUAAUCUGUAUAUGACAAUAGAAGUUUCACUUGUGUAUAUAAAAAAAUAAAGCCUAUUAUGAAGAAAUACUGAGGAAGGUAAAUGAAAUUGGAUAUUAUUUUCACGUUUGCUAACUAAAAUUAAUUAUACAAUACAUUAGUGUUUACUACAAAUCACACUAUUUAAAUAACGUUUAAACAGUUCUUAUUCACAAGAUGACAUUUAAAAUUAGUAUUUAAAUUAUCUCUUCAGGAGAGGCAAUCAUAAAACCUGUGGCUAUAUGGAUGUUACUUAUGUGUUGAGAAAUAAAAAGAAAUCUGCUCUAUGCUGUAUAAAUAUUUAUCAACUACAUUUUGUCAGCUUCAGGUGAAAUGCAGAGUCCCAGAGGAAUAAAUCCAUCGAAAUGCAAAAGUAAGGUGUUCUUUAGUUCUUUCAGGUGGCUCAAGCUGUUAGUGACAUUUGCAUUUCCCAGGAAAUACACUGCUUGUGACUAGCAAGAAUCUGUGAUCAGAGCCCAUCAUUACUGUAAAACUGGUUUUUACUGGGUUUUGUUACAGAUUUGCUGUUUGCUUAUAUUGAUGUGCAUUAUGCUUAUGUUAGCCCCAGUGUGAACAGGGAGGUGGAUCAGGUGGGCUGCCAGACUCGGCCUUCCAGCCAAAGUUAUCCUGUGAUUUAGGCUGCUUUAGUUGCUGCUGGUGUUUUGUAUGAAAAAGAGAAAAAAGGAACUUUCAAUUAAAAAUCCAUUUAACAGUGUUUUAUUAUAAUGAUUAACUUUUUCAAAUGUUUAAUUGAAUGUCAGAAUCUGAGGGGAGUGAAAUUACUGUGAACUAGAUGCACACAACAAACUGAUAAAAUAUGAAACAUAUUUUUGAUUUGCAAAAUGCCUUAGCUUCCCUUAUGACAUUUUUGAUUAGUUUAGGUGACAUUUGAGAACUGAUGUGUAACAUAUCAACUCUGUAUAAGUGGUUUUUUAAAUAGCAAAUUUGAUUUCAGAUUUUUGGGCUGUUGAUUGCGACAUAACAAUCUGGAGAUUCUGUACAGAGUAUAAUUUUUUUUUUAUGUCUAUAGGUUUAAUUGGCCAGUAGAAGGAGCACCAAUUAACAGUCCUGACAAUAUAUGUUUCUAAUUUAGAUUUUUGUUUUGCAGACAAAGUCUGGUCCCUGAAAGUGCAAUGCUUAUUAAAUAUUUCUUUCCUCCAGUAAUCUAUUUGAUAACUGUACACAUAGAUACACACUCUCACAUUCCUUCCCACUGUUAAUAGCAGUAAUUCCUUAGGCUAUCUAAUCCAGACGUUUUAAAAGAACUGUGAUAAUUUUCUGUAAGCAUAGGAGGAGCCAUAUAAUAAAUAAAUAAUUAAUGUCAAAGUGUGUAGAAAGAUUGAAGGGCUUCAGAAAUGUCAUUUUCGCAGAGGCAUGUGAGAAGUAGGAGUGUGUUCUUAAAGACUUGUUGCUAUUACUCAUCAUUAAGAAGAUCCAGUAAGGCACAUUACUAUAUAAGGUAUUUGUUACUGUAUAUUUUCACACAUGAUCUGUAGUUACCAUUUAUGCUUGCAAAUCGUUAGGAUAAAUAAAUUAUUCUUGCCCAG